Messenger RNA from Schistosoma bovis, 5156 nucleotides. NCBI's taxonomy places the organism in Eukaryota, Metazoa, Platyhelminthes, Trematoda, Strigeidida, Schistosomatidae. The record is from the annotation of a GenBank genome assembly.
GUCGAAUAAUUUCAUUAUUAUAUGUAAGUGCAUUAUGUCUGCUUACUGAGUUGUUCGGUCACUUUCCCUCCUAGUUUUCUAGUCCAGAUUCUGAUGUAACGUACAUCAGUUACCUGGACGCAAACCUCCAAAGAUGUCAAGCCCCUCAGUCUGCCGGCAACUUGCUCGUGAUAAAAUCCUAUGUUCGCCUCAUCGAGUUCCAAAAAACCCACUGGUUUGUUUGCUGGAAUAUCCAACGAUUCUUGUGUAAACUUGUUCCAAGUUCCACUUACUACAAACAGUAAUAUUCCAGCCCCAGGACUUUUCGGCAACUUAAAAACCACGGAAUUCAGGGCCAACAUUAAAGAAUCAGGGCCUAGUUCCUCAUCAGCCCACACAAUAGGGAAAAAUAGUAAUGUCUCAAAAACAGUUUUCCAUUCUCCUCGAAGUGGUGAUGGUUUUGAAAAAGAUCGAAAUGAUCGUUGUGUAACUGACACCAGUAUCAAUGGCAAUGCGCACAAUAGCUACUUCGACCUUCCUGGAUCUUCUAACAAUGAAAAAAGGUGCUUAGAUUCAAAUAAUAUCCAGAAUGCCGCUAACUUGUAUUGGCCUGCAGUUAAAUUAUCCCGUUUGCCGAUCGAAUACAACACAAAGAGUUUUCUACUGAAGCACUUCCAAAGUUUUGGUCCUGUUGAACGAAUUAUAUGUCAACCUUCUAUGGAUGCUGCUUAUAUAGCUUUUAAUUCUUUGUCUUCUGCAAAUCAAGCUAAACGAUCAGGACGUGCAUGUAUUGCAUCUGCUAACAUUGAUUUGCCUAGCUCAGUCCUUUUUACCAUGGCACGAUGUCGUCGUCAAACUAAUUCUGGAUCGAAAUCAAUAUCACCUAAAUUAGGUCCUAUCAGGGGUAGAAACACUGUGUCCUCCAUAUCCCCAUCACGUACAUCUCUGAAAAGAAUGAUUACAUCACACUCUAAUACAAAGCAGGUCAUGAAUAAAAAGCAAUUUUCCAGAGUAUCUGUUUCAAGUGAUAAUCAGUCAUCUCGUACAUCGGUUAUUAUUGAUAAUCAAUUAUCAUUUACGUCGUCCCAGAUAGUAUGCAAUACACAACCAACAAUAUCCUCUAUUACACGGCCAAAUGCAUUCGCCUAUAAUAAUAAUAGUCUAUUCAAUCAGAAAUCUCCAAGUGCUACUACACUAGAUGAACGACUGUCUGUAUUACAAGAAUAUUAUAAACGUGAUUGUGAACUGAGGUCUAUAUCCAAAUCUGCUGAUCCAAAAGUUCAAUGUUCGGAUAUAUGCAACAGCAACACUGGUGAACCGAUUCGUCAUGCACCCAUUAAAGGCACAUGUGAAGAUAUGUGUCCUGAAUUGGAACGUUAUUGUCGAGCAGCUCAUCAACGUGUAUCUAUAUUUGAGUGUUUACCUACUACAAUGAGUGUUAAUUCAUCUUCUUGGGAGAUGGAUCAUACUCGGGCUGUGAAAGAUUAUCAACGUUCUUCAGCCGAUCAACCUGUACCAUUACCCCGAGAACUACGACCGACAUGUGUUUUGCAACGUACAAUGGCUUAUUUACUAGCCAGCAUAGCUGAUCGCCCAGAAAUUGAUACCAGUCGUAGCCUAUGGAAACCUUGGUAUGAAUUUAUGUGGACACGUACACGAGCUAUUCGCAAAGAUAUACGGCAGCAAAACUUAUGUUGUCCCAUUGUUAUUGGUGUUAUUGAACGGAUAGCAAGAUUUCAUAUUUUCUGUGCUGCACGAUUAGUUGAUCAACCAGUGGAUACUUUUGAUCCUCGCAUUAAUUCAGAAAAUUUAACUCAGUGUCUGCAAACAUUAAAGGAGAUGUACAGUGAUUUAGAUUCACCAAUUACUUCUGAAAAUAUAUGUCCUAAUGAAGCAGAAUUCCGAGGUUAUAUGCUGUUAAUGAAACUGAACGACCAAAACGAGAUCAAUGAAGCUCAACGUUUACCUGAACGACUACGUCAAUCUAAACCUGUACGAUUUGCAUUCGCUACACAUGAAGCUCUCAUAACAAACAAUUAUAUCAGAUUUUUCCGUUUAGCUCGUCAAGCUACAUGUUUAGUUGCUUGUCUUAUGCAUAGAUAUUUUGUACAAAUACGUAGUCAAGCUUUAACGAAACUGUCUUGUGCAUUUGCUGGACAUCCAAAACGAGAAGUACAUUAUCCUAUUUCUACUCUGACACAACAACUCGGUUUUGAAAAUGAAACAGAAUCUAAACAUUUCUGUGAAACAUGGGGUUUAUCAGUGUUUGGUUCAAAUGUGAUAUUUGAAAAACAAAUUCAACCUCAACCACCUACGUUACCAUGGAGAGAACAGAGAUCAUUUCACCUAGUUGAGAAUAAGCGUAUUGGUAUCCCAUUGUCUGUUUUAUUCAAUGGUUCUCCUGUUAAUCCUUCAGAUGCAAUACCAUCUCCUGUUCAGUCUUCGUUUGAUACAAACGGUAAAUAUAUUUGCUCACAAAGGAAACCUACUCAAAAUGAUAGUGAUACACUUGAUUAUAGUAAUCGUAUUGCUGACAAUAAUGUUUGUAAUAAUAAUUGGAUCACUUCAUAUAUGUAUCAACAGCCUAUAACAAAUUCUUCAUCAUUAUCAACAACCAAUUCAUCAUUAACUGAAAGCAAUACAUCUAGCAAAAAACAAAUAUUUGAUGAAUUGUUAGAAUUUAUAUAUAAUGAAUGUGUUGAUGAAGUUCUAUGCUAUUCAAAAUUUGCUCAAACUAUUCUACUUGAAGAGAUAAUAAUUAGUGAAUUAAUCGAGAAGUUAAUUAAAGAUUUUAUUGAAGAUCAUCUAAUUGAUCUUUUUAAUAAUAAAUUAGAUCCUGUUCGUCAAAUAUGUAAAGAAAUCAUGGAAAAUGUAACGAAUGAAACAAUCAACUUAGAUUUACGUGGUUUAGUUAAUCGUGAAUUGGAUUUAGAAUAUCAUUAUAAUGAAUAUUUCAAUCAAUUAAUCAAUGAACAAUUACAUCAAUUGGCAAUGUCUUCUUUAACUUUAUCCAUUGCUACUUCAUUAUAUAAUUAUUCAUUAUUAAAAUGUUGCUUUAAUCGUUUUCAUUAUUUGAUAUGGAAACGUAAUGAAUUAAUGGAACAAGAAAUUUUAUUAAAUACAAUGCCAACAUCAGUUAGUAGUGAUUGUUUGCCAUUAUGCUUAAUGAUUAAUAAUAAUAAUAAUAAUAAUCAAAUGAAUACUAAUGAAAAUGUAUCUACUUUCAAAUUGUUGAAACAUUCAAGUUAUUCACGAAUUUCAUUGGAAAUGCUAAAAUUAGAUAAUGAACUUACUUGGUCUCCUUUGAAACUAUCCCCAAUAUUCUAUAAAUAUCCAUUAGGAUUAUAUAAAUCUAUGUUGAUACCUACUAAUUAUUGUUCAAGUAUUAUACAACAACAUUUUACAAAUAUUUUUUAUUGGAUUACUGAAAAAUUAAAACAUUCACCUAUAAUUCUAUUAAAUGAAUGGUCAAAUUCAUCAAUAAUAUUUAAUAAAUUAUCAGGUAUUAUCAUCAUUGGUUACUUUGAUCAUUCAAUCACUAAAGAACAAUUAAUGUCCAUGUAUUCAACUGAUAUAAUGAAUAACUAUGAUAAAGAUAUAAUUAAUCGUUUAUUGAUUUUAGUUGUAACUUAUUCAUUACAAGAAAUUCCUUGUUUAUCAUCAUCAUCAUCAUCAUUUGAAAAUGUACAGAGUAAUUAUGACGAUGAUAUCUAUUUUGUACGUUUAUGUAAUCCUAUUACAUUUGGACAAAAAAAAUUUCAACCUAGUCCAUUUUGGUCAGUGAAUUUACAGCAUGGUCUUAAUUGGAUAGAAGAAUGUUUUAUGAAAAAAAUUAAUCAUUUCAAUCAUAAUGAUCAUUACACAUUUCAAAAUGGACAUAAUGCUAAUGCAAAAUAUUCCUUGUUAUCAUCAUCAUCAUCAUCUCUAUUGAAUAGUGAAAUUACCAUCUUGUAUACAAAGCUGUAUAGUUUAAUAAAUGAAUAUAUUGAUAUAGCAUUAUUACGUCCAUUGGGUAAUUUGUCUAAAAGUUGGAAGUUGCACGGGCUUGUUGAUCCAUCAUUAAAAUCUUUAAUUAAUGAAUAUCAUUCUACAAUCUCUUAUUUAUUGAAUCAAUUGAAUCCUAUUCAUGAAACUCUUACGAAUCUAUUACAGAAUAUACUUAUUCUACCAGAAAAUAUUCUUCAUUUAUUAUUCAUUGAUUUAUAUGAAGAGAAUAAAUUAAUGAAUCAAGAAACUAAUGACGUUACCAUAACAACUAAAUGGAAUAUUUAUCUUGAAAAUUGGUUAAUUAUAUCCAAACAAUUAAAAUUAAAUUCAUCAAUUAAAAAUUGGAUAUUGACAUUAUUUCAUAACAUUGAAAAAGAUUAUUUCAUACAAUUAAAAAAUCAAUUAUUCAAUUCUAUUAUUUAUUCAUCAUCAUCAUCAUCAAUGAAGAAGAAUAAAUUAUAUUUACCGCCAAUUUAUUUAGCGCCUAAUUUAAAUGUAUUUUUUGUUUUAAUUUAUCAUUGUUUAAAUAAUUUAUCAAAAUUAUUAUUAACUAUGAAUAAUGAAUUAUGUAAUCAUAAUCAUAAUAAUAGUGAAGAAUUUAAUAAAUUAAUUGAAAUGUCAUGUAUUAUAACAAAGUUAAUUGAUCAAAUGAAAUCAAACAAUAUUGUAAAUCAGUUAAUUGAACACUUCAAAAAAUUAGAUGAACCAUGUAUGACACGUUCAAAUGCAAUUAAUUUAUCAUUAGAUAAUUUACGUAGAAAUCAAAUAGAAACUUGUUUACAAUCUGUACGUAAACAAAAUUCAUUUACAUCCAUUGAACACAAAGAAUCAUUAUCAAUGAAAAUGUAUCAAUUAUCUUCAAAAAUUCGUAAAAUUGAAAAUUCUAUGAAUGAUGCCAUUAAAGAAACAAUGGAAUAUCAAUUAAAAAACAAUUCCCUUAACUGAAGAAAAUCUUUAUAUAUUUUGAUUUUCUUCACUUCAAUAAUAGAUUAUGUAAUUCUCUAUAGUUGUUGUUUUUAUUAUUAUUAUUGUUGUACAUUCGUUUUAUUUUAUAUCAUUUUUUUAAUGUAUAAAUAGCCUGUACAUUUGAAUAACUUUUACAUCCUUAAUGUAUUUGAGAAUUCUUCAUUGUUCUAUACAGAGUUCUUAUAAAUUCUUCACCCCUCCGCUCGCUUUUCCCUUGCUUCUUC